AUGUCGACGUCCGGGCACCAGCAGUUUCGCUACACACAGACGCCGUCAAAAGUACUGCACCUGCGGAAUCUUCCAUGGGAGUGCAACGAGGAGGAGCUCGUCGAGCUAUGCAAGCCCUUCGGCAAAAUCGUCAACACCAAGUGCAACGUUGGGGCUAACCGAAAUCAAGCGUUUGUCGAAUUUGUUGAUCUUAACCAGGCCAUUAACAUGGUUACCUAUUAUGCUUCAUCUCCAGAGCCUGCACAGAUUCGUGGAAAGACUGUGUACAUACAAUACUCAAACAGGCAUGAAAUAGUUAACAACAAGAGUCCUGGAGAUGUUCCAGGCAAUGUUUUACUUGUCACCAUCGAGGGUGUUGAAGCUGGCGAUGUCAGCAUUGAGGUCAUUCACCUGGUAUUCUCAGCAUUUGGUUUUGUUCACAAGAUUGCUACAUUUGAGAAGUCUGCCGGUUUUCAGGCUUUGAUUCAGUAUAGUGAUGUGCAGACUGCAUCCAUGGCAAAGGAUUCUCUAGAUGGUAGAAGCAUACCCAAAUACCUUCUUCCAAGUCAUGUAAACGAGUGUUACUUGCGCAUUGCCUACUCUGCCCACACAGAUUUGAAUAUUAAGUUUCAGUCACAUCGGAGCAGAGAUUAUACAAACCCUUAUCUUCCGGUUAAUACCACUGCAAUGGAGGGUUUCAUUCAGGCAUGUCCUGAUGGGAAAAAAAUGGAAUUAGAGAGUAAUGUGUUGCUUGCUUCAAUUGAGAAUAUGCAAUAUGCUGUCACAGUGGAUGUUCUUCACACGGUGUUUUCUGCAUUUGGAAGUGUUCAAAAGAUUGCAAUAUUUGAGAAGAAUGGUGGAACUCAGGCACUAAUUCAGUAUCCAGAUAUUUCAACAGCUGCCAUUGCUAAGGAAGCUCUCGAGGGACAUUGCAUAUAUGAUGGUGGCUAUUGUAAGCUUCAUCUAUCAUACUCUCGUCAUACUGAUCUCAAUGUCAAGGCUUACAGUGACAAGAGCCGAGAUUACACGGUCCCUUUAUCACUCCCCAUGCAACAAACUGCAGUGGCAGCUCCUGGAGUUGGCUAUGCUAAUGACACGUCUGCCCCAGCUGUGGGGCCCACUUUUAUGUCGGCUCCUAGCACGUUUUACGGUCAGGCGUACCCUUCAGCUGCAAAUCCCUCUUAUGCAGCUCCUCCUCGGCACUUGGGACCUCCACAUUAUGGCUCGUGA
This is a messenger RNA of Striga hermonthica, 1209 nucleotides long. NCBI's taxonomy places the organism in Eukaryota, Viridiplantae, Streptophyta, Magnoliopsida, Lamiales, Orobanchaceae. The record is from the annotation of a GenBank genome assembly.